This is a messenger RNA of Mugil cephalus (flathead mullet), 5839 nucleotides long. Its product is annotated as adenylate cyclase type 6-like. Gene Ontology annotation, cellular component: plasma membrane. The transcript has 24 exons. NCBI's taxonomy places the organism in Eukaryota, Metazoa, Chordata, Actinopteri, Mugiliformes, Mugilidae. The record is from RefSeq and is a predicted model, not a curated record. Gene Ontology annotation, biological process: adenylate cyclase-inhibiting G protein-coupled receptor signaling pathway; adenylate cyclase-activating G protein-coupled receptor signaling pathway; cAMP biosynthetic process. The coding region runs from base 431 to 3994 and encodes 1187 amino acids. Gene Ontology annotation, molecular function: adenylate cyclase activity.
AGAGAGGGGGGAGUGAGAAAGGCGUUGGGAAUGUAGUACUGUAGCUCUGGCGGGCAAGAGCGAAGGUUGUCCUGCCAAUCCGCAGUUUUCCCCCCCUUGCUUCUCAAAUCCAUUCCCAGGCGGACAGAUCCGCAUCUGAAGCGAGUCUCGGCGGCUGCGUGAAGACUGAAGACCGGGCUCAACUGGAGCUCCACUGCAGUGUUACAGUAACUCCUAUUGGAUAUCCAAUGGAAAACAGGUGGUCUGUAAACACGCUGGGUGGUGUAUAGGGUUGACACACUGACUGUUUCUACAAAAGAAGGGCGGCUCAACCACAGACACACCUCUGAUGCCUCUGGCCAGUCUGAGCUCAUGGUGUGUACUCGCUGGGAUAAACUAGUAGCCCGGCUGAGGAGCUCAGUGUUGCUACACGCAGUCAAGCCCACACAGGAUGUCGUGGGCCAGAGGCCUGUUCGUAGGCAGAGUGGACGAGCGAAAGACUGCAUGGGGAGAGCGGAAUGGCAAAAAGAGGAAGGACAGCUCGUCACUAUGCAACCCACGUUACAUGAGCUGCCUGAGGGACCCAGAGGACUUAGAGACCUCUAAUGCGGCCCCUCAGCAUUACCACUGCGGGGCAAGUACCAGUGGGGGCAACUUCGGCCUGCGUUGCGGCUGGCAGGAGGACCACUAUGGGAAGAGGAUGGUCGGCGGUGGAGAUCUGGGUCUAAAGGCUGUGGACCUUGGCUUUGAAGAUGGCGAGCUGAAGGGCAGGAAAGAGGAAGAGCUGGGGGAGUUAGCAGAGAGCGGCUGCAAGACGAUGACCGCUGCAGACUGCUGGAUGCGUCUCAUGUGGGUUUUCCAAUCCAAGAAAUUUCAGUCCGCCAAGCUGGAGCGUCUGUACCAGCGCUACUUCUUCAGACUCAACCAGAGCUCCCUGACCAUGCUAAUGGGGGUGCUGGUGGUGGUGUGUGGGGUCAUGCUUACCUUCCACUGCAUCCACACAACCCCGCACGUGAUCUACAUCUCAGUGCUGUCCGUGGCCAUGGUUCUCUUCCUGAUCAUGAUGGUGGUGUGCAACCGCAACGGCUUCCACCAAGACUACAUGUGGAUUGUGAGCUACCUGGUGAUCGGGGUGCUGAUCGUAGUGCAAAUAUUUGGGGUAUGGAGGGUGCACCCGCGCAGUGCCUCAGAGGGCAUCUGGUGGACGGUCUUCUUCAUCUACAUCAUCUACACUCUGCUGCCGGUCAGGAUGAGAGCUGCUGUGCUAAGUGGAGUUGUGAUGUCCACCAUACAUGUAGUCACUGCCUGGCAGCUCAACCAAGAGGACAAGUUCAUUUUCAAACAGAUCAGUGCCAACGUGCUGAUCUUCCUGUGCACUAACAUGAUCGGGAUCUGUACACACUACCCCGCUGAGGUCUCCCAGAGGCAAGCCUUCCAGGAGACGAGAGGAUACAUCCAGGCCAGACUGCACUUGCAGAGGGAAAACCAGCAGCAGGAGCGCUUACUGCUGUCAGUGCUGCCAAGGCACGUUGCCAUGGAGAUGAAGGCCGAUAUCAAUGCCAAGAAGGAAGAUAUGAUGUUCCACAAGAUCUACAUCCAGAAGCACGACAAUGUUAGCAUACUGUUCGCGGACAUCGAGGGCUUCACCAGCCUGGCGUCUCAGUGCACGGCCCAGGAGCUGGUCAUGACGCUGAACGAGCUGUUCGCCCGCUUCGACAAGCUGGCCUCGGAGAACCACUGCCUGCGCAUUAAAAUCCUCGGGGACUGCUACUACUGUGUGUCGGGGCUGCCCGAGCCCCGGGCCGACCACGCCCACUGCUGCGUAGAGAUGGGAGUAGACAUGAUUGAGGCCAUCUCGCUGGUGAGAGAGGUGACGGGCGUGAACGUGAACAUGAGGGUGGGUAUCCACAGUGGGCGCGUGCACUGCGGGGUGUUGGGCCUGCGGAAGUGGCAGUUCGACGUCUGGUCCAAUGACGUGACGCUCGCCAACCAAAUGGAGGCUGGGGGAAAGGCUGGGCGCAUCCACAUCACCAAAGCCACGCUUCAGUACCUGAACGGAGACUACGAGGUGGAGCCGGGGUUCGGAGGAGAGAGGAAUGCUUACCUGAAGGAGAACAACAUCGAAACCUUUUUGGUGCUCGGCUGUAGCCAGAAAAGGAAAGAGGAGAAAGCCAUGAUGGCUAAGAUGCAGCGAGCACGUGCAAACUCCGCGGAGGGACUGAUGCCGCGCUGGGUGCCCGACAGAUCUUUCUCCAGAAACAAGGAGUCCAAAGUCUACAAGAAGAUGGGCAUAGAUGCUGCAUCCAGCAAAGAAAAUCGCUGUGCUCAGGAGACCCUGAACCCGGAGGAUGAGGUGGACGAGUUUCUGGGACGGGCCAUCGACGCACGCAGCAUUGACCAGCUGAGGAAAGAUCACGUCAAGAAGUUCCUGCUCACUUUUCAGACUGCUGACCUCGAGAAAAAGUACUCCAAAAAGGUUGAUGAUCGUUUCGGGGGAUACGUGGCCUGCACGCUUAUGGUCUUCUGUUUUAUCUGUUUUAUUCAGGUUAUCAUUUUCCCAAAAACAACACUUAUGCUCGGCCUUUACACCAGCGUCUUCAUCAUCCACACCAACAUCCUCUUCAUCUGCGCCAUCUAUUCCUGCAUCAAACUCUUCCCAGCUGCCUUGCAGACAGUAACCAAGAAAAUAGUCCAGUCUCGAGCAAACAGCACGCUGGUGGCCGUCUUCACCAUCCUCCUCCUCUUCAUCUCUUCUUUUGCUAACAUGUUUACCUGCAGCAGAGAAGGACUGAUGGACUGUGUGUCCAAGGAGCUGAACACAUCAGCGACUUUGUGCCUGCUGCACAACCUGACCAAGACGGCAGAGGACGGUUUGACUCUGUGUUCCAGUCAGGCCAUGCCCUGCCAUUUCCCCGAGUAUUUCAGCUACAGCGUACUGCUGACCCUGCUGGCCUGCUCCGUGUUCCUUCACAUCAGCAGCAUAGGGAAACUGGCUCUGAUGCUGCUCAUCCAGCUCACAUUCCUCCUGCUGGUGGAGUGGCCUCAGGUGGCCCUGUUUGACAAUGCGGACCUGCUGGUCUUUGUCAACUCCCUGCAAUUACCACCUGUUAACGAUUCCCUGCCUCUAUUUGGUUUCAAUGAAACUGAGCAACAGUGCCCGGAGAGUGUGGUGAAGAAGGUGUCCCUAAAGGUCAUGACUCCCGUCAUCUUGACGGUUUUCGUUCUGGCUCUCUACUUGCACGGCCAGCAGGUGGAGUCCACUGCUCGCCUUGACUUCCUCUGGAAGCUGCAGGCCACAGAGGAGAAGGAGGAGAUGGAGGAGCUGCAGGCGUACAACCGCCGCCUCCUCCACAACAUCCUGCCCAAGGACGUGGCCGCCCACUUCCUCGCCAGGGAGCGUCGGAACGACGAGUUGUACUACCAGUCGUGCGAAUGCGUCGCUGUCAUGUUUGCCUCCAUUAGCAACUUCUCAGAGUUCUACGUGGAGCUGGAAGCGAACAACGAGGGAGUGGAGUGUCUCCGGCUGCUCAAUGAGAUCAUCGCAGACUUUGAUGAGAUCAUAAGUGAGGAGAGGUUCCGUCAACUGGAGAAAAUCAAAACCAUCGGCUCCACCUACAUGGCAGCCUCCGGCCUCAACGACUCCACCUACGACAGAGAGGGCCGCUCACACAUCCUGGCUUUGGCCGACUACGCCAUGAGACUCAGAGAGCAGAUGAAAUACAUCAACGAGCACUCCUUCAACAACUUCCAGAUGAAGAUAGGAUUGAACAUGGGGCCUGUGGUAGCAGGUGUGAUCGGUGCCAGGAAGCCGCAGUAUGACAUCUGGGGGAACACGGUCAACGUGGCCAGUCGGAUGGACAGCACAGGGGUACCAGACUACAUCCAGGUGACCACGGACUUGUACCACGUGCUGGUCAACAACGGAUACCAGCUGGACUGUCGAGGUGUUGUGAAGGUGAAGGGGAAAGGAGAGAUGACUACUUACUUCCUCACCAGUGGUCCCCCGGGCAGUUAGCGACAGACGAGGCGACCGCAGAGUGACUCCCACUGCACUGAUAAGGCAGAGACUGAGUGGCCAGUUCGGCGAUGAGCACCGUAGCGCGGUGAAAACACACUGGGGACAGGAGAUGGCCAGCAGGGACGAGUCUGUAUGUUGUCACAUACUCAGAUGCACACAUGCAGGGCGUUGUCCAUGUUCGAAGGCUUUUUCCCAAGCUGCCCGAGAGAUAAUGAAGCCCAGUUGCCUUAGGACAGAAGUGGCUAUGCUUGUGUUUAUGAGCAAUAGUACAAGUAUUUCAUCGAAAUAUAUUUCAGCAAAACUGUUUCAUAAAAGAAAAUAUGCAAGGACAACAUGAAGGAUGAAAAUAACCAAAGAACAACUGUCUGAUCUGAGACACACUCUGAUGAUUCUGUUGAACACUACAGUAACCUUAAGUAAUUUAUUCAUCUUUUGUGAGCAAAGGCCAAGGUACCAUCACUGUCGUCGACAGGGAUGAACACUUAUUUUGUCGCGGACUUAUUCAUGAAGGAGAACGCACAUAUGCACACAGAACGCAGACAGAAAACACAACGACCUUGGUUUGGACCUCUGUGUUUCUUAUCAGGGCCUUCUUUGUUUCUUCCAGCCUGUGAUAAUCCACAGUCUGGACACGAGCUGUUUGUGGUUCACUCAAAUGUACGACUGAACACUCACUCCCUGCAAUGUAUUUUUGGUUCAAGCCAAACACGAGAAGUAUGAAAUGAAGGAGGGACAGUUGCAUUAGUGUCACGGAACUGAAGAGAGAUUGUCGAACUGUUGUGAAACAUUGUUCCACAAGUGUUUGUGUGUGUGAGUGUGUGUGUGUGUGUGUGUGUGUGUGUGUGUGUGUGUGUGUGUGUGUGUGUGUGUGUGUGUGUGUGUGUGGGAGUGAGCACAUGUAAGUGAAUGCUGAUCUUUAUCCAUAAAGGGGCAUACUGUAACUUUUCACUGUGAGGUUUUUAUGAUACUGUAUGACAAUGCUUUCUCGCCAAACUGGUUGCUGCAAGGCAUGUUUUAUAUUAUUCUUUAGAGUUGUGUGUCCAUUCCUGAUAUAUAUACAUAUAUAUUUUUUUUGUGUGUGUGUGUGUGUGUCAAAAUGAUCAUUUGCAGAGAUUUGUGUCUUCUGCGCCUUUUACUGGACUGUGAUUUUGACUGGUUUCAUUCCAACUCAAAUAAGCAAAGGCCUAUGAAAUGUAUGUGUUUCUUUCUUUCUUUCUUUUUUUUUUUUUUUUUUUUUUUUUUUUUUUUUGCUCAUUUUUUGGAUUGUGUUACAACAAAGUUAGCUGGGUUCCUGACUUCUUCAGGAUUAAGUGUUUGCAGAAAUUCUUAGUCUGCUCCGUAUUGCCUUGAGAUUAUGCAGCUCCAAGGUCAGCAUAGUUCAUGGACCAAUAUUCACAACUUUACACAACAGUAUUUGACCCUUUUUUUUUGUAUUUGGCGCAUAGAGGCUUGUAGCCCACCGAAAUUAGCCAUUUGAACCAAUAGUCGUAUGAAUGUAUGUAAUGAUGAGUAAUUCUGCCCUCCAUGAGACUACUGGGAAAACCACUACAUGCAGUGCCUUUGGUGCUGAAAAAAUAACCGACCUAUAUGCUUUUUGAAGGUGAAGGAAUAUUUUAAGCAAGUAGUGUUGACAUGCUCAUUCCUCUGUCUGACCACCAGAAUUGAUUGUGCCUUCAUAGGCUACGAAAAAGAUCCUUGCCUGUCCCUCUUUUACCUUAUGAAGAAAGGUGAAUAAACACUGUUGCAUUUUCUUUAAAGGAGAUUAAAAAUUAGUGCAAUGAUUGAUUUGAUUAAAAUCCACCCCCUGGUAAGAAAUCAAUAAAUGUCUGUUUUUGCAUUCGU